GGGGCGGGGCCAAUGUGGCGGUGACGUCACGGGGCGGGGCGGAGGCUGGCGCGGGUAGGUAAGCGCAGCGGCGGGCGGUGGCGCUCACUCCUGGCUUCCAACCGCGCUGAGCCUCUGCCUUGGAGAUUCUCAGUGCUGCGGAUUAUGUCCCUAAGGGGCAGCCUCUCGCGUCUCCUCCAGACGCGAGUGCAUUCCAUCCGGAAGAAAUCCGUCCACUCCGUGGCUGUGAUAGGAGCCCCGUUCUCACAAGGGCAGAAAAGAAAAGGAGUGGAGCAUGGUCCUGCUGCCAUAAGAGAAGCUGGCUUGAUGAAAAGGCUCUCCAGUUUGGGCUGCCACCUAAAAGACUUUGGAGAUUUGAGUUUUACUCCAGUCCCCAAAGAUGAUCUCUACAACAACCUGAUAGUGAAUCCACGCUCAGUGGGUCUUGCCAACCACGAACUGGCUGAGGUGGUUAGCAGAGCUGUGUCGGAUGGCUACAGCUGUGUCACACUGGGAGGAGACCACAGCCUGGCAAUCGGUACCAUUAGUGGCCAUGCCCGACAUUGCCCAGACCUUUGCGUUGUCUGGGUUGAUGCCCAUGCUGACAUCAACACACCCCUUACCACUUCAUCAGGAAAUCUCCAUGGACAACCUGUUUCAUUUCUCCUCAGAGAACUACAGGAUAAGGUACCAGAACUCCCAGGAUUUUCCUGGAUCAAACCUUGUAUCUCUUCUGCAAGUAUUGUGUAUAUUGGUCUGAGAGACGUGGACCCUCCUGAACAUUUUAUUUUAAAGAACUAUGAUAUCCAGUAUUUUUCCAUGAGAGAUAUUGAUCGACUUGGUAUCCAGAAGGUCAUGGAACGAACAUUUGAUCUGCUGAUUGGCAAGAGACAAAGACCAAUCCAUCUGAGUUUUGAUAUUGAUGCAUUUGACCCUACACUGGCUCCAGCCACAGGAAGUCCUGUUGUAGGGGGACUAACCUAUCGAGAAGGCAUGUAUAUUGCUGAGGAAAUAUACAAUACAGGGUUGCUGUCGGCACUGGAUCUUGUUGAAGUCAAUCCUCAGUUGGCCACCUCAGAGGAAGAGGCGAAGACUACAGCUAACCUGGCAGUGGAUGUAAUUGCUUCAAGUUUUGGUCAGACAAGAGAAGGAGGGCAUAUUGUCUAUGACCAGCUUCCUACUCCCAGUUCACCAGAUGAAUCAGGAAAUCAAGCACAUGUGAGAAUUUAGGAGACACUGUGCACUGACAUGUUUCACAAUGGGCAUUCCAGAAUUAUGAGGCAUUGAGGGGAUACAUGGAUACUAAAUGGUUGUCUGGGUCAAUACUGCCUUAAUGAGAACAUUUACACAUUCUCACAAUUGUAAAGUUUCCCCUCUAUUUUGGUGACCAAUACUACUGUAAAUGUAUUUGGUUUUUUGCAGUUCACAGGGUAUUAAUAUGCUACAGUACUAUGUAAAUUUAAAGAAGUCAUAAACAGCAUUUAUUACCUUGGUA
Messenger RNA from Symphalangus syndactylus (siamang), 1474 nucleotides. It is a transcript of the gene ARG2, whose product is annotated as arginase 2. Lineage: Eukaryota; Metazoa; Chordata; Mammalia; Primates; Hylobatidae. The record is from RefSeq and is a predicted model, not a curated record. Gene Ontology annotation, molecular function: manganese ion binding; arginase activity. Gene Ontology annotation, cellular component: cytoplasm; mitochondrion.